This is a messenger RNA of Plasmodium knowlesi strain H, 6723 nucleotides long. Its product is annotated as SICAvar, type I. The transcript has 14 exons. Bases 1 to 6723 code for a protein of 2240 amino acids. The record is from RefSeq and is a predicted model, not a curated record. Lineage: Eukaryota; Apicomplexa; Aconoidasida; Haemosporida; Plasmodiidae.
AUGGCAUCAGGAGCAGGACCAGGAGGGCAAUCGGGUAGCCCCUUGUUGGAAGCAUGGAUGAAGACAAUAGUGCAUAAUAAUGGAAGGCCCCUGACGGAUCCGCAGGAAAUUAUUAAAAAAAUGGAGGCAACCUUGAGGAAAACGUGGGAAGAAUUAGCCCGGUGGCUCGGGCAUGAGGGAUCAAAUGAAAUAGGGUCACUCUGCGCAAAUGCGGGGGGUUCCGGGGGGUCCCUAACCCACGAGGGGGAAUAUCUGAAGAACUUAUGUAAAGGAAUAGCUGAAAUAAGAUAUUUCAUGAGUGGUGUAGAGACAAAGAGAACCAUCGGAAAGAGCGGUAGAGGAACUGCCGACGAUGACGGACCAGUCUAUGUAAAACUCACCGACGAUAAAGCUUAUCCGCGUUGUGUCGUUGGUGCAGUGGCCCUAUCUGAUCUGUACAGUGAUCAUUGUCACUUGGACAAAGUUAUAGAUUACGUGUCGGAUAAUGUAGAAGGGAACUUAAUGCCGCAUGUGGGUAAGGGCUUGGACGUUGAAAUGAUUAAAAAAUGUGCAGGAAAAGUGGAUGAGGCCGCUUUAUUUUUCGGAAGAUCAGUUCUCGGUGAUACGAUUAAAGAAUGGGCAAAGGGGAAUAGGGGCAAUACUGGUCCCGGGAGGAUAAGGACGCCGUGGUCCUAUUGGCCAAGGGUCUGUAAGAAGCCCAAACCGGGGACGGAUGGGCACGAUGCAGGGAAGAAAGAAAAUUUAGAGAGGAAUAAAGCAAGUUUAGUCAAGUUUACUGUAGGUGAGAACACUCAAAGUAGUACUAGUAAUGCAUCAUCUACCAUGGAAGACAUACUGACGAAGCCCGAAUUAACUCUAAAUAAGGACGUCAUAAAACAAGCAUUUACAGCAGCACUCUCGAAUGGAACUCCUUUUGACGCAGCAGCCUUAACCCAGACGUUAAAGGAGGAAACUGAUAAAAAAUUCGCUGAAGCAUGCAUGAAGAAAGAGGGCCAGAGCUUAUGUGAGCGCCUAAAAUGUGCAAAAACACAUUGGGAAUUAAGUAACAACGGACAAGUGCAGGGACAAAAGGGAGAUUUCUGGGAGGGUCACGUUAAGGGGAAGCUGAAUGAUGCCCUUAAUACAGCGAGUAAUACUGGUAGUGGUGCCACAAGUACCUAUUGCAACGACGAGAAACUAGAUACUGCAAAUAAAGAAGCUUGCAAACUGUUUACUGCUAAAUUAGAACAAAUUUAUCAAAAUAAAAAUGGGAGUGUUGGCGACCAAUUGUCUGAUCAAAUUAUAAAAUGUGUUUUGUUAAAUGCUUAUGCUAAAAAGUUAAAAGAAGAAGCAAAAUUAAAAGGGUAUUGUGACAUAAACGAUGGAAUAGAAAAAGCUUUCCAAACUGCUACGAAUGCUACGAGUGGUAAUAAUGUCCCCUGCCAAUGGGAUGAAAACGAUUAUGAAAAAUGCUCAAUUACCACAAGUGGCUCCAGCACUGCUGACCAAGUGAAGGACAAAGUGGAAAAAAUGUUAGAAGACAACCCCCAAACUAAGGACCCCCAAAUACAGAAAACCUUGUCUGACUUCAAUACAAACAGUACCUUAUGUGAACGAGUAAAAUGUGCAGCGAAUUGGUAUAAGAUCAACAAGGGGAGUGGGGGGACGAGCAAUGACUGGGUGAAUAAAAUGUGGGAGGAGGGAGUCCAAAAGGAUGUCACGUCACUUGGAAAAGACAUGUCUAACAAUGAUAACAAAACUUUAGACAAACACUGCGAUGGCCUGGACUACAAGAAAAAAGAAGUAUGUCUCCUCUUUGCAAAAGGAUUACACCACAUGUACAAUAAAACAAAUAAUGACGGCAAUGAUCCUAUGAAGUUGCUUAAACGAACUAUGAUGUGCGCAGCACUAAAUGCAUACGCCAAAAAAUUAAAAGAUGAAGCAAAGGGUAAAACGAGUUGCAGUAUAGAGGGUGGCAUAAGUAAGGCCUUUACAGAAAGUAGUGCCAGUAUGGGUAAUGGAGUAUCUCCAUGUACCGAUCCUAAGAGUCCUGGUUGUUUUGAAUGUAAAUGGGAAAGAAAUGGCAAUUUUGAUGAUUGCUCAAUUACCACAAAUGGCCAGACCACUGGCAAAAUAGAAGUGAAGGACAAAUUGACGACCUUUCUCGAGAACGAUUCAACUGGACUGAAGGAAUCUUUGGACAAAAUAUGUUUACCAUGUCUAGAUAAGGAAAACCUAUGUGAGCGUGCAGAAUGUGUUAUGGGGAGAUGGAAGGCUAAUGGGAACGGGCAGCCUAGAAAUCAUCCUUGGAAGGACGGUGUCGAAAGUGAAUUGACGGAACUCUCUCAGAAGAUACAAGAUAAAAAGGGCAAGGUAGAAAAGCACUGCAGUACAUUCAAGGAAGAAGAGAAGACAGUAUGCGAGUUCAUUGCUGCAGGAUUAGAGAGUAUUUAUGAAAUUAAAGCAAAUACAAGUGGAAAGGGGGGAAAGAGUACGAAGAAAGAUUUAGAGGAUCAAUUAUUUAAACGUACCAUGCGUUGUGUUUUAUUAAAUGCUUUUGCUGAUAAAUUAGAAGCACUUCCAUGUGCAGAUGAAAAGAAAGUAAAGGACGCUAUAGAUAAAGCAUUUCUGCAAAGUGGAAACAUUAAGGAUCAAACAUCUCCCUGCAAGGAUGAUGGAGAUAAAUGUUUUAAAUGUGAAAGGUUUAACGCCUAUAAAACUUGCCAAAUUAAGGAAAAUAGCAGCAGCGGCAGCUCAACGGAAGGAGAGAAUUUAAAAGGAAAAAUUGACCCAAUCCUCAACCAAGUAGAUGAGGAUGAUACUAGUUCAUUAACGAAGAAAUCUCUAACCAAGACCAUAUGUAAACCAUGUACUGGGGAAAACAACGGGAAUUUCUGUCAAGAACUUCAGUGCGUAGUAGAAAAAUUGGGAAAAAGGAAGUACGGAAGCCCAACCGGAACGACUCCAUCUUGGGAAAGCAUGAAGGAUGACUUCGAAAAGGAGUUAAAAGCACUGCUGGAUGGAAUGAAGAAACCUGAGAAUCAAAAAGCAGUUGCAACGAAAUACUGCACCGCAGACAAAGACGGCAACAACUGGAGCGAAAGGGACGCCCAUGGCGUCGCUAACAGGGGCGCCUGCGAGCUUGUUGCAGCAGGUUUAAAGCACAUUUCGAGUAUUCAACAUGAAUAUAAGAGUAUGGGCAGUAAGAAACCUGAGGAAAAUGAGAACCCCUAUGAUAACCAAGAAUUCCAUCAAUUUGCUGCUUGUUUAAUGUUAAAAUCCGUCGUACAAAAAAUGAAAGAACAAAGUCCCAUUUGUUACAUAGAACCCGGCAUAAACAAGGCAUUCGAUUCCGUGAAAGACAUUAUAGGAGACUGUAAAAAUGGUCGUCCAUGCAUUGAAUGCAAAUUGGACGACUACGACCAACUUAAUGAUUGCAAGAUUAGCGACCAAGACAAUGACAAAGUAAAACCUAAAUUGGAAGCAUUACUCAUAGAUAAUGAAUAUAAGACCAACGUCGAAGAAACCCUCUCCCCAAUAACUACAACAGCCGGAAACAGUAGUUCUACUUUAUGUCUCCGUUUACAAUGUCUAGCUCCUCGAGUUCAGGCAUCCAACAAUGCGAGCACAUUUUGGGACAAAGAAGGCGGCGAAGUCGCGAACUUAUGGACAGAACUUUCACAAGCAAUGAACGCAAAUGGGGGUAAAGACAACGGAAAUGGACAUUGUAAUAAAGUGGAUGUUAAUAGAGAUCCCACCAACCCUGAGAGGAAGGCAUGCAAUUAUUUGCAUGCCGGUCUAAGGACAAUCUACAAUGGUUCGACGGCGUCGUCGACGCCGUCGUCAGGAACCAUCAGCCUGAAGGACAACCCACUGUUGAGACAAAUAGUGGGUUGCUUCUUACUUCAUUCUUAUGCAAAACAUAUGAAGGACAACGCCAAAUGUUUAGUGGAAUCAGGAAUAAAAAAAGCUUUUAAGGUUGGUGGUGAAAUUCUUAAGGGUACUUGCAAUGGCACGGAACCUUGUGUUCCGUGCCAAUGGGAUGAAGACAAAUAUGAAAGUUGCGAAAUUAACAUCAACGGCACAAACAAAACGCCAGCAAAGAACAAAUUACAACACGUUAAGGACAAAAUUGAGACCACCGCAACUGCCACCCUAACGGAAAUAAAUAAAAUGGAUAAGUUAUGCGAUUAUAUUAAAUGUGCUGCACCGAAUUGGUUCAAAAGCAAACUCCCCACAGCCACGACUGGAGGUGGUACUCCUGGUACUCCCACCAAGACUUGGUGUGACUUCUGGAAUGAAGGUGCCAAAACAACAUUGCAAUCAAUGUUUCAAGAAAUCAAGGAGAAAGGAAAUGACACAUCAAUGGCAAACACUAAUUACGCAACUUGCCAAAGCUUUGGUGAUGGUAAUGAACAUAGUGUUGAAAGAAAAGCAUGUAAUCAUAUCGCGGAGGGACUAAAAUACCUAAAAAACAAAAUAGAGAGUGGUAAUGACGAACGGCUCCAACGAGCAGUUGGUUGUAUUGCUCUUAACCUUUAUGCUGAUCAAAUAGUUGCAAAAUCUCAAGAUAAAUGUCCCAUUGAUGAAUCUAAAAUUCAAAGAAUGUUUGAUUAUUGGAAUAGAAUUAAUUCUCCAUGUAAGGCUCUUAAUAAUAAUGGCUGCUUUAAGUGUGAAAGGAGAAAAAAUUUUAAUGAUUGCGAACUAAGUGUUUCCAACACUUUGGUUGAUACAACAUCAACACAACCAACUGGACAAAUUUGCAAUGAUAACGGAGAAAAUAAAAAAGUCCAAACUCAAAUGAACGAACUCCUCAAAGAAAGCAACAACCCCCAAGUGAAGUCUACCUUAUCCACUAUCACUAACAUGGACACUUUCUGUAGUAAAAUGCAAUGCGCUGCAAAGAAAUGGAAGGCAGCACAAAACAAAAAUACCCAACAUAAUAGUGUACAGAGCACCGAUGUGAAGUGGAAUGACAUCCAAGAUGAAGUUAAGACUGAAUUAAACAAAAUUCUAGGACAUAUUACGGAUGAUAAUAAUUGGAAAUCCGUUGCCAAAUACUGUAAGGGCGACAUCGGUCCGUCGACAGACGACACACCAGGAGAAAAAAAGGCAAAGCAAAAAGCUUGUAAGCUUUUUGCUUCAGGUUUAAAACACAUUUCUGAUAUUAAGAACAACAACAAAGGCCAAGAGCAUGCUGUACCACUUAAACAAACUAUGAUGUGCGCAGCACUUAAUCUUUAUGCUGAUCAAUUAAUAAACAAAGCAAAAAAACAAUGUCCCUUAGAUAAUAAAAAAUUAGAAGAGGCAAUAAAUCACGCUUUUAGUGAAAGUAAUAACAUUAUGAAGAAUGGAGGAACUUCAUGCAAUACUCAGGGCAAUAAUUCUUGUUUUGUUUGCAAUAGGCAAGACAAAAACGAUUUUGCCAAUUGCCAAAUUGGCAAUAAUUCCAAUGACAAAGUAGGGGAUAAAAUGACCGAACUCCUCGACAAGGAAGACCAAUCCAACACCACCAAAUCCAACAACAACCAGGAAAAAACACUAGAGAAAAUAAAUAAAAUAGAAACUUUCUGUACUCAAGUCCAAUGUGCCAUUAAACAAUACGGAAAAAAUAAUAAUAAGGAAGACCAAAAUGGAACAGUGACUUGGACCAACAUCGAAAAUGACGCCAAAGACGAAUUAACUGAACUUAUACAACAUAUGACGGAAGGUCAGACUAAAGGGGACCUUUCCAAAUAUUGCAAUAAGGACGAGGAAUGGAGUAAACUUGGCCAUAAACGGAGCAAAACAAAUAAAGCAGCUUGUUUGCUUUUUGCUUCAGGAUUAGAGCACAUUUAUACCCAUGGUAAUGGCCAAAAGAAUGGCCACAUUAAGGGCCAGUUUAAUGGCCCAUCGUUUGAACAAACGAUGGGUUGUUUAUUUCUUAAGGAAUAUGCAAAACAAUUAAAGGACUUGGCAAAAGAGAAGAAAAAAGGACAUAGUUGGGUACAUCCUCUUUGUGACAUAGAUGACGGAAUAAAUCACGCUUUUGGUAAAAGUGGUGAAAUUAUGAAAGAAUCACCUCAAUGCAAAAAUACUAAUGAUCCUAAUUCUUGUUUUGAAUGCAAACUAAAUGAAGGUUAUAUUAAUUGCAAAAUUGGCACAGAAGAAGUAAAGCCCAAAGUUAAACCACUGCUCGAAGAUAACAAAGAACAUAUGCAACAAACUUUAGAGAAUACAGUCUGUCCCAUCCUUCUAACGGAUCUCCUUACCCCUUUUGUUCCUUUGGCUCCUGUCUCUAUUGGCCUUUCUGCUAUGGCUUAUUACCUUUGGAAGUAUUUUGGUCCUCUUGGUAAAGGAGGACCACGUUUCAGAAGAUCUCCUACUGAAAUUCCUGGUCCAUCCGUACAGGAACAAGUCCUCGAUCAUGUGCAGCAAGAUAGUUCACAUGAAUAUCAAUUGGUGAAGGAACGAAAACCUCGUUCUGCUCCAACGAGAACGAAACGUUCUGGUCGCGUGAAUCGUCGAACGAUUAUUGAAAUUCAUUUUGAAGUGUUGGACGAAUGUCAAAAAGGGGACACACAAUUGAACCAGAAGGAUUUUCUGGAACUUUUGGUUCAAGAGUUCAUGGGAUCGGAAUUUAUGGAAGAAGAACAUGUUCCUAUGGAAGAAGUUCUUAUGGAAGCGGUUCCUAUGGAAAGUGUUCCAAUGGAACUUGUUCCUAUAGAAGAGGUUCCAAGUUUAGGUUCCGGGUUACUGGUUUAA